Molecule: messenger RNA, 2555 nt
Organism: Eutrema salsugineum
Lineage: Eukaryota; Viridiplantae; Streptophyta; Magnoliopsida; Brassicales; Brassicaceae
Product: 65-kDa microtubule-associated protein 3
Exons: 12
Coding region: 291-2396 (701 amino acids)
Biological process (GO): microtubule cytoskeleton organization
Cellular component (GO): spindle; cytoplasm
Molecular function (GO): microtubule binding
Source: RefSeq, a predicted model, not a curated record
GACAGAAAAUUCCGAAAUCUCUCUCUUUGUCAUCAUCUUCUUUCUCAAUCUCUCUCUCUUCACUCAUCGACCUUUACAUCUUUUAACGGCUACAUUUCUCUCUCUCUACACAGAAACUUCGAUCUAGGUUUUCAAAUUUUGUUCUCUAUCUCGAAAAUCGAAGAAGGUUAUCUGAUCGAUCUUCGUCCAAUUUUACUCGCACAGUAUCAGUGUGACAGAUCAAAGUUUCCAAAUUAUCAGUUCUGGAAAGUCUUCGAGAAAUCUCCAGUUUCAGGCAGAAGCAUUUCGAAAUGGCAAGUGCGAAAAAAGAUCCGAUUCUUCAAGUAGAGACAACAUGUGGAUCACUCCUAUACGAACUCCAGAUUAUUUGGGAUGAAGUUGGAGAAACGGAAACUGAGAGAGAUAAGAUGUUGCUUGAGCUUGAACGUGAAUGCUUGGAAGUAUACAGAAGAAAAGUUGACCAAGCAAAUCGAUGUAGAGCUCAGCUAAGGCAAGCAAUAGCUGAUGCUGAAGCCGAACUAGCUGCAAUCUGUUCUGCAAUGGGAGAACGUCCUGUGCAUAUUAGACAAUCUGAUCAGAGCGUUGGGAGCUUGAAACAAGAGCUUGGGACGAUUCUUCCUGAACUGGAAGAGAUGCAGAAGAGGAAAAUUGAAAGAAAGAACCAAUUCGUAGUUGUCCUGGAAGAAAUACAAAAUAUCACUAAUGAUAUUAAAGGUCAAGGAGAACAUGUUCCUUCAAAACCACUCAUCGAUGAGACUGACUUGUCUAUGAGAAAGCUUGAAGAGUUACAUUGCCAAUUGCAAGCACUUCAGAAGGAGAAGAGUGAUCGCGUGGAGACGAUCCGGAAGCACCUGUGUUCACUGUAUUCACAUUGUUCAGUACUUGGAAUGGACUUCAAUGAUGUUGUUGGCCAAGUGAAUCCCACAUUAAGUGACCCAGAAGGACCAAGAAGCUUAAGUGAUCAUACGAUCGAGAAAUUGGGGGCUGCAGUUCAAAAGCUGAGGGAUGUUAAGAUACAGAGAAUGCAGAGGCUUCAAGAUCUAGCAACAACCAUGUUGGAGCUCUGGAAUUUGAUGGAUACACCCGUAGAAGAGCAGCAGGAGUAUCAGCAUAUUACCUGCAAUAUAGCUGCAUCAGAACAUGAAAUAACUGAAGCCAAUAGUCUCUCUGAAGACUUUAUUAAAUACGUUGAGGCAGAAGUUGUACGAUUGGACGAGGUAAAGGCAAGCAAAAUGAAAGAACUCGUCCUGAAGAAGAGAUCGGAGCUAGAGGACAUAUGUAGGAAAACCCACAUGUUACCAGUGUCAGACAGUGCUAUUGAUCAGACUAUAGUGGCGAUUGAAUCUGGUAUUGUGGAUGCCACAAUGGUCCUGGAGCAUCUUGAGCAACACAUUUCUAAGAUCAAAGAGGAAGCUUUAAGCAGAAAAGAGAUACUUGAGAAGGUCGAGAAAUGGUUAUCUGCCUGCGACGAAGAAAGUUGGCUUGAAGAAUACAACAGGGACGAUAACCGAUACAAUGCUGGACGAGGAGCUCAUCUUACUCUCAAACGUGCUGAGAAAGCUCGUAAUCUUGUUAACAAACUUCCAGGAAUGGUAGAAGCACUAGCCUCGAAGACAAUAGUUUGGGAACAAGAGAAAGGGAUUGAAUUUCUCUAUGAUGGUAUACGUUUACUUUCUAUGCUUGAGGAGUAUAACUUACUCAGACAGGAAAGAGAGGAAGAGCACCGUCGCCAACGGGAUCACAAGAAGCUACAAGGACAGCUCAUAGCAGAACAAGAAGCGCUUUACGGAUCAAAACCGAGUCCAUCAAAACCACUUGGUGGUAAAAAAGCUCCAAGAAUGUCAACCGGUGGUGCAGCAACAAACCGAAGACUCUCCCUUGGGGCAGGAAUGCAUCAGACUCCUAAACCUAACAAGAAAGCAGAUCACCGCCACAACGAUGGAGCUUUAUCAACUGGAAGAAGAGGGCUUGAUGUUGCUGGACUUCCCACAAGAAAACAGUCGAUGAAUCCUUGUGAACAGUUACAAUCUCCGUUGGUUCGCAAACCGUUCUCGCCUAUUUCGACCACUGUGGUUGCAUCAAAGGCCAAUAUCGCAACAACAACGACAACUACACAACAACUUCUUGCAACUCCUGUCAAGAACAAGAAUUUGGAAGAAGAGAAGAAGAUGAUGAUGAUGAUGAUGCAAACACCAAAGAAUGUAGCAGCGAUGAUCCCGAUCCCAUCGACACCAGCAACAGUCUCUGUCCCGAUGCAAACCGCAGCGACACCACUUAACAACAACAACACCACCAAUGCAAAGUUGGUCCUUGAAAAGCCUGAAGAAGUUGUUGAGUACUCCUUUGAGGAACGAAGACUUGCCUUCAUGCUACAAAACUCUUUGAUCCACGUUUGAGAUUUUAUCUUCUUUUUUUGUUUUAGUCUGUUUUUUUCUUUUUAACUCAAAUUGGAUGUGGUUUGGUUUGUAAAAGGUCAAUUAUAUGAUUGGCUUUUUCUUUCAAGAAUUCUUACAUGUCUGGUUUCUUCUAGACGAGCAAGAAAAGUGCUUUCGAGU